Molecule: messenger RNA, 2502 nt
Organism: Cololabis saira (Pacific saury)
Lineage: Eukaryota; Metazoa; Chordata; Actinopteri; Beloniformes; Belonidae
Gene: phactr3a
Product: phosphatase and actin regulator 3a
Exons: 12
Coding region: 209-1834 (541 amino acids)
Biological process (GO): actin cytoskeleton organization
Molecular function (GO): actin binding
Source: RefSeq, a predicted model, not a curated record
GACACACGCCUGCCUGCCUGCCUGCGUGCUCGCACACACACACUGCCUGUCAGCCCGAGCCAUGGCUCCCUGGUAGAUGCUCCGAGCGGCUGUUGUCAGAGAGAAUUAAAUCCAGCCUUGCUUUCCUCCUGACCUUGCCUGCCUCCCGGUCGGGAUUUUUUUUUUUUUUUAAAUAUUUGAUUCGGGAUUCCUGCGCUGUCUCCCCAGCAUGGCUGCCUCGGCUGGACUAGACGGCUGUCUGCACCGAGGCAGAUCUCAAAGUGACCCGAACAUACUCACCGAGCCGGGCAUCGAAAUGGCUCACGGUGCAGAGCUCGUGGACCAGCAGAUGCUGCUCAGGACAGGCUGCCUGGUGACUGGAGUUCACACUCCACCCAUCCGACGCAACAGCAAGCUGGCCACCCUGGGCCGGAUCUUCAAGCCCUGGAAGUGGAGGAAAAAGAAAACGGAGAAGCUCAAGCAGAGCUCUACAGAUGUAGCGUUGUCCAGUAGCCUUCUGUGCCACGACGGCCUCUCUCCCACCCAGGCCUGCUGCUCGGACGGUGCCGUCCUGCUUGGAGGAUUCGGAGGACCUCUGAAUCCAAACAUCACCGUCAGCAGCGUGGAAUACCUUGGUCCUGACGAGGAGGAGCUUCCCCCUCCAGUAGCCGCCCCUCUUCAGGACUGUGAACGCGUGGAGGAUAAUGCGCCACUAUCGGAGGAUGAGGGGGAGGAGGAGGAGUCCCUAGCAGGAGAUCUACCUGAGGGGCUGCGGGACGCGGGGGAGCAGGUGGAAGAAGAACCAGAGGAGGAGGUUCCUCCAGGGACUUCACCGCCACAAGUUCCUCCAAAGCUUUUGCCUCAGCUGAGUACUGGAGACGAUUCAGGACCCGUGUCGCUCCCUGCUCACCUGCCCAACUCCUACCUCCCCAAGGAGCCUCCUCCACGGGCCACGGAGAGCAUGGCGUCCAUGACGCUGCCGCUGCGAGGCCCGCUGGGCAACACCUCAGGCUCCCCGCAUCUCGCCAACAUGAUGCACCCUCCCAUGCCUCCCAGCUGCAUCAUGGAGGAACUGCAGAGAGCUUUUGCGUCAAAGAACCGACAAGAAAGUGUCCACGAAGGGUGCGAGCAGGGCUCGCCCCCGCGGCUGUGGUGUUCUGACGGACGGCUCUCUCGCUCCUGCAGCUCUGACAACCAGCACACGUCUUCGCUGGGGGGCAGCUGCGGGUCAGACUGGCCCAAGAAAGAAGCGGAGGAGAACAAGGAGAACGUACGGCUGGACCAGUGCUUCUCCAACACCUCAGGCCUCCCCGUUGACCUGGAAGGCUGGAACGAUUCCGUCAUCUCCGGUACACUUCCUCGCAGGCUAAGGAAGGAGCUGCUGGCUGUCAAACUACGAAACAGGCCCAGCAAGCAGGAGCUGGAGGACAGGAAUAUCUUCCCAGCGAGGAGCGAUCAGGAGCGGCAGGAGAUUCGCCAGCAGAUUGAGAUGAAACUCGCCAAGCGACUGAGCCAGAGACCGAAUGUAGAGGAGCUGGAGGGUCGGAACAUUUUAAAACAGAGGAAUGACCAGACAGAGCAAGAGGAGAGAAGGGAGAUCAAACAGCGGCUAAACAGAAAGCUCAACCAGCGGCCAACAGUAGAUGAGCUCAGAGACAGAAAGAUUCUGAUCCGCUUCAGUGACUAUGUGGAAGUGGCCAAAGCUCAGGACUAUGACAGGAGAGCAGACAAGCCCUGGACUCGCCUCUCAGCAGCAGACAAGGCUGCAAUCCGAAAAGAGCUGAACGAGUUCAAGAGCACAGAGAUGGAAGUGCACGCCUCCAGCAAACACCUAACGAGGUUUCAUCGGCCAUAAAAGUGGAGUUUCUUCUGUGAAGAAUCGGUGAGCGUAGAAUUUCCUGAAGCUGCUACACGCUGCUAAGUGGUGACAGUUCAAAGCUCCUGGAGCCUUCUCAUCCUCAGUGUCUUUAACGUUCCCCCAGCACCCUCAUAUUAUCAGUAUGAAGGAAUGCUUUAGGGGGGAAAAUGAUGGGGAUGCUUGCAGCGGUCUAUCACGGAGGCUACGAGACGCAACAUGGACGCUGGCAUGUGAAAGAGACUUUGGUGGAGCCUCCGACUCUCAGGACAAGAGUGAGGGGGGGGGAAAAACAAUCUUGUCAUUGUCUUUUUUUUUUUUGUACUAAUAUAAAGAACUUCUUUGACAAAGCGGCGUGAAUCCGUGUAUUGGUAAGAAGUUGUGCAUGUGACCAGCUUCACUUUUUCUAAGCUGAUGAAUAAUGUGUCACUUGGACUGUGUACAGACUGUGCAGUCUGGGAGGGAGUUGGGAAAAAUUGAUAUUAACUGUACAUACAGUAUAUCAAUUGGAAUGGGACUGUUAAUGUCUUCACUUAAAAAAAAGAAAUACCUUUGUAAGCACUUCUUGUCUUCAAAAUACAACAUCUUUUUUAAGAAUGAUGCAUGUCAUUUUUUUUUAACAAUUUUAUUAGCGAUCAACAGUACGGUUGGCAAGUUUUUAAAAAGCA